Molecule: messenger RNA, 429 nt
Organism: Aspergillus fumigatus Af293
Lineage: Eukaryota; Fungi; Ascomycota; Eurotiomycetes; Eurotiales; Aspergillaceae
Product: putative dsRNA-specific ribonuclease III
Biological process (GO): RNA processing
Molecular function (GO): ribonuclease III activity
Source: RefSeq, a predicted model, not a curated record
AUGGCUGACCAAAAUGGCGCAAGAGCAGGUAUUGAGGAGAUCCUGGGGUAUACCUUCCAGGACCCCACGAUUGUAUACGAAGCCGUUUCGCGAGAACGGAAUCCGCGUCUCGCCUUUCUAGGCGACAAAGUGGUAGGGUUGAUUCUGCUGGACAUUUGGUAUCGAACCGAGACGAGCUGUGCCCAGGGAUACUCCCGACUUCAAGAUUAUGCGACCAACAAGGCCAUGGCUCACCAGGCCAUCAGGCUGCACCUGGACGCAUUCGCCGCGCCAGGUCCGUCUCAGUCUCAACGUGCGACGUUGGGCACCCACGGCCUCGGAACCGAGAUUGAGGCCCUUGUCGCUGCCACCUGGAUCGAUUCUCGACGAAAUUUCGAAGUAGUGAAGAGUGUCAUGAAGAACCUGCACCUUUGUCCUGACCACGCAUGA